Molecule: messenger RNA, 387 nt
Organism: Acyrthosiphon pisum (pea aphid)
Lineage: Eukaryota; Metazoa; Arthropoda; Insecta; Hemiptera; Aphididae
Exons: 1
Coding region: 1-387 (128 amino acids)
Source: RefSeq, a predicted model, not a curated record
AUGGUUGACGCCAACUACAAAUUUAUUGCUGUAGACAUUGGUUCGUUUGGUAGAGAAGGUGACAGCGAAAUAUUUUUAAAGUCGAACAUGGGUAAAAAAAUAUUGGAUGGGUCAUUUGGUUUUCCAGAAGCAAAAAAAUUACCAGGGUUAUCAACAAUUUUACCUCAUGUUAUUGUGGGGGAUGAAGCCUUUAGGCUUCACACUCAUAUAAUGAAACCAUAUACAAGACAAGCCUCAAAAGAUGAUAAGACAAAGUCUAUAUUUAAUUAUAGAUUAAGUCGUGCCAGACGAGUGACGGAAAAUGCGUUUGGUUUAUUGAGCCAGGUUUUUCGCGUCUUUUAUCAGCCUAUAAACAUUGAACCAUCGACAUGUGAUGACAGUUUUUGA